UUUUUUUUUUCUCUUUCACUUAGUUUUUUUUUUUUUUUGCUUCCUCAAAUCAUGUUACGAUACUCUCUCUUACGACGUAAUUAUACAUCUUUGAAUCGGUCUGGUCCUAUUCCUUUAGGUGACAAGAAAAAACAAAAAGAAAUGUUGGAUCUUAUUCGUAAAAAAGCACAAAAGGAUGCUCAAGAUCAAGAUGGACUCCAUGCUGAUGCUCGAACUCCUUUGACCCCGGAAUUUGAAGGCCAUGUCAAUCCAAAGACUGGUGAAGUCAAUGGUCCCAAGAAUGAACCUGUGAAACAUAAUGAUUGGAGUUUUGGUGGUCGAGUCACUGAUUUUUAGAUAUCCCCUGGUUAAGUUUUUCUUUCCAUAGUUUACUUACACAACACACACACUUAUAUAUAUGCAAUAUAUAAAUUUACAUACAUAUUAUUCACAUCCAUUUGUACACAUAUAAUAAUAAAACAAAAAUAAAUAUAU
Halteromyces radiatus is the source of this 474-nucleotide messenger RNA. RefSeq lists its product as uncharacterized. Lineage: Eukaryota; Fungi; Mucoromycota; Mucoromycetes; Mucorales; Cunninghamellaceae. Gene Ontology annotation, biological process: mitochondrial respiratory chain complex II assembly. Gene Ontology annotation, cellular component: mitochondrion. Bases 52 to 336 code for a protein of 94 amino acids. The transcript has a single exon. The record is from RefSeq and is a predicted model, not a curated record.